CGCUCCCGAACGAAAGGGAAAACCAUAACAGGCACUUCAGAUAAACCGGAACCUGACAUAUACCCCGGUAUCCCUCAUGGCGAGACCUCAUGGCCCACGAACAUCUGUCUCGAGAGGUCUGUCGUACUUAUGAGGUAAACAUGCACCGACGGCCUUUGUACCCCUUGCAUACUGUAUACGGCUACCAACAAGGUCCGAUUGAUGUCUCUCAGCCCUUGGUGCAGCCGCGGAUGUAUGGCGGUCGUCACUCCCGAGGACAUGAAGCGACCCCAUUUUGUUCGACGUCCCAAUCGUACAAUAAGACAUGCCCUGGGCAUGCUCUUCGGCAUUGAAAUUUCUUACGUAUACCAAGAGCACCAGACCGCACUGGACCUCGACGCUGGGAAGGCACACUGUCAAAUCGAGCGCCGGGAAGCUUUGUGGCGCCCUUUCAGCUUCGCGCAGUCGCUUCGCUGCAGGCAAGAUUUGAUGUAAAUGGCUCGAGAAUCAGGGCUGUGACUUUCUUGUCUCCACAGCACAGUUUAGCGGGGAGCCAAGUGACGCAUCCCUCCACACCCGUCCAAGCUCCGGGCGACGCACAGGACCUCUUCAAGACACGCAGCAUCGUCAUCGGGCCUGCAGAGCACCGAUCGACAGCCGUCAGGGAAGGCGGGGACGGUACAUGGCAUCUGCAUUGCUCCAAGUGCAUGUCCGCAACUGGUCCGUUGACAGCCAGCCUCCCUCCCGAAAUGAACCCAACGCUCCGCUAUCAGACUCUAUAAAAGAGCCGUCUUCCCCCCGGCGCAGGGGCAUAGUUCACGUCCGGCCUUCUCUUCGCGCACCGGAACACGUGUUUCAAUGGACUCUUGUCCGUCCCCCACCAUGCUUCUCCCCUCUCCACGCGUCGCCGUCAUCGGCGGCGGCAUCACCGGCCCUGCGCUCGCCAUAUUCCUCAAGCUGAAGGGCUACGAGCCAGUCAUCUAUGAACGCUCGCAGGCGUCCUGCGAAGCGGGGCUCUGCCUCGGUUUGCAGCCGAACGGCCUACGCGUACUAUCCAAGGUCCCCGGGCUCGUCGAACACAUACGUGGCUGGCCGGUCGACGAGUACGGCUUCUACUCGGUGCUGCCGGAGGACAUGGGCGUCCUCGCGGAGCUCGACCAACCGAAGCAGCUGCGGCUGUCGCAGGGCAUCGGGCCCGUGGGCAUCCGGAGGAGCGACCUGCAGAGGAGGCUGUUCGAGUUUGUGGAGAGCAUCGGGGUCAAGGUCCAGUGGGGCUGCAAGCUCGAAGAGCUGGAGCAGACAGAGGACUCUGUCAGAUUGAGGUUUGCGAACGGCGUGGAGGAGGAGGCCAGUUUUGUUGUGGGCUGCGACGGCCUGCACAGCAAUACUCGAAGUUGUCUCUUUGGCGACCAGCCGGCGGACUUCACUGGGUUGACGCAGUGCGGUGGUUUUUCGCCCAUCCCUGAACAUCUAAGGGGACGAUCAAUGACGAUGAGUCUAUACGGGGAUGGCGUUCACUUGAUUGCCGUCCAAGUCGACGAGGACACCAUGGGCUGGGCUGUCACCCAGCGAGAGCCAGAAGCUAAAGAGGCGUGGAGAGCGAUGGACGACGUAGCCCUGGCAGAGCUGAAAGAAUCCCAGUUCAGCACGUGGGACUUUGGAGGCGGAGAGCUCGUACGGAACGGUACACAUGUGACAAAGUAUGGCCUGUAUGACCGCCCGAAUCUUACAACCUGGUAUCAGGGACGCGUAGUUCUCAUCGGCGACGCGGCGCAUCCCACAAGUCCACAUCUUGGCCAGGGCGCGAACCAAGCGUUCGAAGACGUCGAUCUCCUGAUCGGUCUGCUGGAGAAGUACAACCCCUGCGCGCAGUCGCCGUCGACGCCGACGCUCGAGACGGUGUUCACCGAGCUCGAGACAGUGCGGAUCCCGCGCACGUCCAAGAUGGUGCGGCUCGCGCGCGCACAGGGUGAGAUACGCGUGACACAGGGCGUCGAGGCCUGCAAGGCGCGCAACGACGCGUACCGCGAGAAGUUCAUGAAGAAGCAGCUAGGGAGGGCGCGGCUGGAAUCAUAGGGCACGUAUCUAAUUUCUGUACUUUUAAUCGGACGGACGAUAUCGCCUGCUGUGGUUUGUAGCCUGUAUCUUACCAUCACAUGUUGUAUUCAUUGGUUGUUGAUCUUUGUACUUACCUAAUCAGGAAGAUAGCCAUCUUACGGCGCGAUUUUCCC
Phanerochaete carnosa HHB-10118-sp is the source of this 2210-nucleotide messenger RNA. RefSeq lists its product as uncharacterized. Bases 862 to 2055 code for a protein of 397 amino acids. Gene Ontology annotation, molecular function: FAD binding; monooxygenase activity. The transcript is spliced from 7 exons. The record is from RefSeq and is a predicted model, not a curated record. NCBI's taxonomy places the organism in Eukaryota, Fungi, Basidiomycota, Agaricomycetes, Polyporales, Phanerochaetaceae.